Messenger RNA from Macroventuria anomochaeta, 1441 nucleotides. RefSeq lists its product as uncharacterized. The record is from RefSeq and is a predicted model, not a curated record. The transcript is spliced from 3 exons. Lineage: Eukaryota; Fungi; Ascomycota; Dothideomycetes; Pleosporales; Didymellaceae. The coding region runs from base 181 to 1278 and encodes 365 amino acids.
AUGAUAAGCGUCCACGGGCGCGUCGUCCAUCAGAUGAAGUCUUGCUCGUUCACGCCAUUAAUCCUGUGGUUUUCGAUCUUUGUUGUCUUCUUGCAACUUCUUUUGGGUAUACCUAAGUGCUUUGCGAGUAUUUCAGCUCGAUUAAAAGCUGGCGUCGUGUAGGAGGCCUCUUCAUUCGUUAUGGCAGAUAUAGACUCUACAGCGCGUGGCCGUACAGACAGUGUCUUGUCUACUAAACGAGGUGUCACUGACUUAGGGCCUGAGGAUGUCAUAAUCGCGGUCAUGGGUAUUACCGGAUGCGGCAAAACCAGUUUUGUAAAUUUAUUCACUGAUCCUGACCAAAAAUUGGUUGUAGGGCAUGGUCUAGAGUCAUGUACUCAAGUAGUGGAUGUUGUUCCUUGCAACCUUGGACAAGGCGAGACUAUCUACCUUGCUGAUACUCCUGGUUUUGACGACAUGUACCGUACAGAUACAGACAUACUUUGGGAAAUCUCCGAUUGGCUUUCCAAAGCCCACGAAUCGGGUCUGAAGCUUGCCGGCAUUAUAUACCUACACCGUAUACCGGAUAUACGUGUUGGUGGAUCUGGUUUAAGAAACCUCAAAAUGUUUCGGAGACUCUGUGGCAAAGAAAACCUUGCGAAUGUAGUUCUCGCUACAAACAUGUGGGAUCAAGUUGAUCCUGAGACCGGCAACAAGCGUGAAGCUGCACUUAAGGACGACCCUGUGCUCUGGAAGGAGAUGAUCGACCAUGGAAGUCAAGUUUUCCGUCAAGACAACGGAAGAACAUCCGGACUUGGAAUUCUUACAUAUCUGAUCAGGCAGAGGUCACCAAUGGUCUUAGAUAUACAGCGCGAGCUUGUCGAUCAGAAGAUGCAGCUGAAAGACACAAGAGCUGGUAAAGAGUUACUAACAGAAGUUGAACAAGAACAACAAGAGUGCUUGGAGAAGGUUCGAGACUUGGAGGCCAGAAUGCAACAACUACAAGAAGCGUACAACAGAGGUAAUCAUUCACGGAUACAGACAAUGCAAGAUCUUGAAGUUUGCACAGAAAAGAAAGAGCGGGCUGAGCGAAAGCUUGCUCAGACUAAACAAGAUGCUAUCAAGCUACAAGCUACCCAUGAUCAGCGAAUGGCUGAGCAAAAGAGAUGUUAUGAGCGGCAACUCCGAGAGCAGGAGGGGAGGCAGUCACUGAGCUUGGACCAAGUUCGCGAAGAAGAGGGAAAGAAAUUCAGGGAGAAUUAUCAACGAGAGAUGCGUAGAUUGUGCAUCAUGAUGUAGUCAGCCUACAGUGAAUGAAGGAUAUACUGAGCGCUGAGUUGUCAAACAUCAGAAGGAAAUAAUUGAACCGCAUCAAUUGCAACUAGAACUCUGCGAAUCAUGCUGGAGCUAAUAGUAUUCCUAAUAAGUUCCGAGGCUGAAGCACCUUUGCAUUAGUAGUAAG